CUUGGAACGGAUGAAUUCAGCUCCACAAUGGAACAAUUUGCAACAACACUAUAUGAAUUAGCACAGCAAUUAGCAAGAUUAUUAGCAGAGGAACUGGGACAUUAUAAUAAGUCAAAUUAUUUCAAAGAAACAUGUUUGCCAAGCACUUGCUACCUAAGAAUGAACAGAUUUCCACCUUGCCCUAUUUCUCCACAACUCUUUGGAUUAAUGCCACACACUGACAGUGAUUUCCUCACAAUAAUGCAUCAAGAUGAAAUUGGAGGGUCGCAAUUAUUCGGAGAUGGGAAAUGGAUCUCUGUUAAGCCUAAUCCUGAAGCUCUUAUCAUCAAUAUAGGAGACCUAUUCCAGGCAUGGAGCAAUGGUGUUUAUAGAAGUGUUGAACAUAGAGUUGUGACAAAUAAAGUAAAAGAGAGGUUCUCAACUGCAUUGUUCUUAUGUCCCUCUUAUGACACAGAAAUACUUAGCUGUGUUGAACCUUCUGUUUAUAGAAAAUUUACAUUUAAAGAAUUUAGACAACAAGUCCAAGAGGAUGUCAAGAAAUUUGGUUAUAAAGUAGGUCUUCCUAGGUUUCUUGUAUCAAGCCACUAAACAAAAAUUUUUGCAAUCAAAUUACUAUAUGACGACUUUAAAUAGUUAAAAGGCAAGAGCCUUAGU
Lycium barbarum (goji berry) is the source of this 654-nucleotide messenger RNA. RefSeq names its product gibberellin 2-beta-dioxygenase 8-like. The transcript has 2 exons. The annotation marks the transcript as partial. The record is from RefSeq and is a predicted model, not a curated record. Lineage: Eukaryota; Viridiplantae; Streptophyta; Magnoliopsida; Solanales; Solanaceae.